Molecule: messenger RNA, 2644 nt
Organism: Lobosporangium transversale
Lineage: Eukaryota; Fungi; Mortierellomycota; Mortierellomycetes; Mortierellales; Mortierellaceae
Product: exocyst complex protein
Exons: 14
Coding region: 95-2623 (842 amino acids)
Biological process (GO): Golgi to plasma membrane transport; exocytosis
Cellular component (GO): cytoplasm; exocyst
Source: RefSeq, a predicted model, not a curated record
UUGUAAAGGACAACGCAGGAGAGGGAAAGAAGUCUUACAGGACAGAGCAGGCACAGGAUAAGCUUCUUGAUAAUACAUUAGAAGAAUCACAACUAUGGGGCCUCCUCCACGUAUGCCUCGGCCAUACGAGCUGGACCCGGACGUAAAGGCUACGCUUCGUGUCGAGUCAUUCCAGGGUGUAUUCAGUCCCAAGGUGUUUAUUGAAAAGCUAUCUAGUGGAAUCAUUACCACACGUAUUAAAGAAAACUCGAAUACAUUCGACCCAAAGCCUUUUAUUCGAACAUUUGAAAGCUCACUCGAGGAACUGGAAAAAUUAACCAGCAAGAUGCAGAAACAUACUAUUGAGCUGGAACGUGAAACACAGAAAGAAGAGCUGGUAUUCAAAAAGCAGGUCAAAGAACUUGGACUCGGAUUUGAGGAUGUUCAAGCUACUUUAGAAAGCCUAGAUUCUCGGAUUAGUGAAGUGGGAAGUACAGCUAUCAGGAUUGGUGAGAAACUGGAAACAGCAGAUAAGCAACGAGCAAGAGCGGUACUGUCGAAAAAGCUGAUGGAAUACUUUAUGCAGUUUAAUGAGGGUCGGUGUCCGACUCUGGAAUCUCUCAUGACACAACAGGGCUUGGAAGGACAGAUUGAGGCUGCUAGAAUUCUUCGACAACUGGCAAUUCUAGCCAAAGAAGUGGACCUCCCAGACACACAGCUGGCACGUGAAGGGAUUGAAAAGUUUAGGGAACAGUUUGAAACAGAUAUGCUUUCUUCAUUCGACAAGGCUUACAAGCACGCGGACCCUAGAGUUAUGGCGCAUUGUGCCAAGGCUUUGCUAGAAUUCAAUGGAGGGCAUUCAUGUGUUCAGAUAUAUGUCAAUCAACAUGAUUUUUUCAUGUUACACUCCAAAGUCAACGAAUCCUCUCCUUUGGAAAGUCCAGAUCAAGAAAAUAUCACGGACCCAGUGGCCCCUAUUCCACCAAUUGAUGCCGGACUGAUUAAGUUAUAUGAAGAUAUUCGUACUACAGUUGAACAGGAGGCUGAAAUCAUUUCUAUGGUUUUCCCUAACCCGGCUGCGGUCUUUCAAGUAUUCAUCCAGCGUGUUUUCGGUCAAUCUAUCCAACAAUUUAUUGAAACAUUGCUGGAGCGAGCACAGGCGAAAUCUACACUUGCAUACCUCCGUACACUUUCUUCCAUUCAUGAGCACACAGUAACGCUGGUUGAAGACUUAAAGAAGUGUGAAGAUACUCUCAAGGUUGGCAUUAAUGCCAAUGUCAAGGGUUCCAAUGUGUCCAUGACGACUCAACCACUUGCACAGACUUUAGACCGUUGUCUUGAUGAUCUCUUUGUCCCUUACCUCGAAGGGGACCGAUAUCUGGAGAAGGAACUACAGUCUCUCUGUGAGAUCUAUGAUUCGAUGUUGGCUAAAUUCACAGCUUAUCAGCUGCAACGCCGUGGCGGCAACAAGUUCAGGGCGAUCAUUACACGUACGUUCAAUCAAAUCAUUGAUUCAUCGAACAGUCGCCAGUCACUACCUCCGGUCGUGCAAGAGAAUUUUGCAACAGUAAAGAACCCUGAAAAGUAUCAGAACAUGCAGGUUACGGAGGACGAUGGAAAGCUUGUAGUCGAAGUAGUCAUCAAGAUGCUCAAGAUCCAUGCAGAAAGUGUUGUCAGGAGUGUGGGAUUGUUACCCGUCUCGGGAAGGCCAAAAAACACUGCAAUUUUAUUUCAACUUCUGAACGACUAUAUUGGGAUGCGUUACGUGGAUGCAGCGCUAGAUUCAGCUCUUGAUGACUUGUCCGCGGCAGAUCCAAAGUUGCCACCUGAUAUGAAACCUAUCAGACGUGUCAAACUUGUAGGUGGCAUUGUUCAUCUGCUCCAGAUGCACUUCCAAACCACUAUUCUGCCAUUGACUGUGCCUUCACCACAAGUAUAUCGCGAGACAGUCAUCCAAAAGAACAAGCUAAUGGGAAAUGUAGAAGCCAAGGCUAACGCAACAUUACAAAAGGAGAUCGAUGUGAUUCUAGUUUGGCUGGAAACAUGCUUGAGUCGUCAACGCCGUGUAGACUUUAAGCCGAAGGAUGAUGAAAUCGACCUGACAGGUCUAGCGACGAAACCGUGUAUGGACUGCUGCGAGUUCCUGAGACGCAUGUAUGAAGCGAUCCGCAAGAAUAUUGAUGGCAAAAACAUUGAGAUGUUCCUCAUGGAGGUUGGAAUAGCGUUUCACGGGAUGCUUUUGGAGCACUUCAAGAAGUUCUCGAUUAGUCCUGUUGGAGGAGUACUACUUACAAAAGAUAUUGCAAAAUACCAAGAGUCUAUAAAAGUAUGGAACAUCCCGUCGUUGAAUGAGCGGUUUGAGAUGCUUCGUCAACUAGGCAACGUCUUCUUGGUGAAGCCAGAAAUUUUACCUUCAGUGCUGAGUGAAGGCUACCUGGCUAAGGUAGACUUUAGGUCAUUGUACCCAUAUCUACAGAUGCGUGUUGACUUCAAGACCUCGAAGAUUGAUAAACUGUUUGAAAAACUGAACAUGACCACUGAAACCGGUCCAUCCAAUGGCGGAAGUACGGGAGGAACAGCCAGCAGGAUUGCUGCGUUAGAAGAUUUGACAGGCGCCAAGUUUUUGAGCUAUACCCUUCGCUGAAAAGAAUAAAUUUAUUAUUUU